Molecule: messenger RNA, 588 nt
Organism: Hibiscus syriacus
Lineage: Eukaryota; Viridiplantae; Streptophyta; Magnoliopsida; Malvales; Malvaceae
Product: myosin-17-like
Exons: 5
Coding region: 1-570 (189 amino acids)
Biological process (GO): actin filament organization; vesicle transport along actin filament
Cellular component (GO): actin cytoskeleton; cytoplasm; myosin complex
Molecular function (GO): actin filament binding; ATP binding; microfilament motor activity
Source: RefSeq, a predicted model, not a curated record
AUGGAGACGUUGUAUUCAACAGAGCCUCACUAUAUUAGAUGUGUGAAGCCAAACAAUCUCCUCAAGCCUGCUAUUUUUGAGAAUGCCAAUAUAAUUCAACAAUUACGAUGCGGUGGUGUUCUUGAGGCCAUUAGGAUCAGCUGUGCAGGAUAUCCUACAAGAAGAACAUUUUACGAGUUUCUUCAUCGUUUUGGUGUUCUUGCUCCAGAAAUUUUGGAGGGGAAUCAUGACGACAAGGUUGCAUGUCAAAUGAUCCUGGAUAAGAUGGGAUUGAAAGGUUAUCAAAUAGGUAAGACCAAAGUUUUCCUCAGAGCUGGUCAGAUGGCUGAGUUAGAUGCCAGAAGGGCAGAAGUCCUUGGAAAUGCAGCCAGAACCAUUCAAAGGCAAUUUCGAACAUAUAUUGCACGGAAGGAAUUCAUUGCACGACGUAAAGCUGUAAUCAUGUUGCAAUCCCAUUGGCUAGGUAUGUUAGCCUGCAAGGUGCAUGAGCAGUUGAGAAGGGAAGCAGAUGCUUUGAAGAUUCAAAAGAACUUUAAGCGACACAUUGCCAGGGAAUCCUAUUUAUAUUAAGAGAGACUGGCUGCAAUA